CCCCACUCCCUGGCCCUCUACUCUCUGGCCCCCGCUUCAGUCCCAGGAGAUUUGCAGCUCCUGCCAUACCAGUGGCUGGGUCACUGUUCUUCAGCCUCACAUUGUGCCUCUCAAAGGCAGUUUCUUUUCGUAGCCACGCCUGGGCACUCAAACAGUCCAAUAGCUGCUCUAGGAACUUCACGCGGGCGGAAGAGCCUUCCCACCAUGGAUUGCCAAGAAAAUGAGUACUGGGACCAAUGGGGACGGUGUGUCACCUGCCAACGGUGUGGUCCUGGACAGGAGCUAUCCAAGGAUUGUGGUUAUGGAGAGGGUGGAGAUGCCUACUGCACAGCCUGCCCUCCUCGCAGGUACAAAAGCAGCUGGGGCCACCACAGAUGUCAGAGUUGCAUCACCUGUGCUGUCAUCAAUCGUGUUCAGAAGGUCAACUGCACAGCUACCUCUAAUGCUGUCUGUGGGGACUGUUUGCCCAGGUUCUACCGAAAGACACGCAUUGGAGGCCUGCAGGACCAAGAGUGCAUCCCGUGCACGAAGCAGACCCCCACCUCUGAGGUUCAAUGUGCCUUCCAGUUGAGCUUAGUGGAGGCAGAUGCACCCACAGUGCCCCCUCAGGAGGCCACACUUGUUGCACUGGUGAGCAGCCUGCUAGUGGUGUUUACCCUGGCCUUCCUGGGGCUCUUCUUCCUCUACUGCAAGCAGUUCUUCAACAGACAUUGCCAGCGUGUUGCAGGAGGUUUGCUGCAGUUUGAGGCUGAUAAAACAGCAAAGGAGGAAUCUCUCUUCCCUGUGCCACCCAGCAAGGAGACCAGUGCUGAGUCCCAAAUCUCUUGGGCUCCUGGCAGCCUUGCCCAGUUGUUCUCUCUGGACUCUGUUCCUAUACCACAACAGCAGCAGGGGCCUGAAAUGUGAUGUCCACAAGAGCUAAUACCCUACAGAUGGGGCAUAUCCUAUCCCAUCCCACCAGAGGAUUGAUUCUCCAUUUCACCAGGACUGAUCUGGAGCAUUUCUUGCUUCCCUGUUGUAGUCUGGGGAGCCAGAUUCCACAUUCAUGGGACUACCAGACAUGUUCCUAGCUCAACUUGAUUAUAGAGAAGAGGAGAGAGGACAGUGAAUGGGGUAGGGUUUUCAUGUCUGCAUUUUUGGUCAGGUAAGCCUCUCAAAAUUGUGUUGGCACAUCUACCUAGCACUUUAGGGACAAAAUCAAACCCUUCUCCCCUUUUAGCUCCUCCACACUGCCUCCCUCCUCAACACACACACACAUACACACACAUAGACACACAAACACACACACACACACAUUAAUAUCUAUCUUGGGGGAGGCCUCGUGCCAUAAUUCCCAAGUUCAUGUCUCAGACUGCUGCAUUGAAGCAUGAGGCAGGGCAAACACUUUCCGUCUAGAUCCCUGGGGCCUCACCCUGUAUUUGAGGUUCUCACCACCCUCAGCAGGGAGAAGGGCUGAAGUUUGCCGUUUUGGAACCUCACAGAACAUUUCUGAGCCAAAGUAAUCUUCCUUCUGGGGCCUGAGUUCCCCAAACUACCCCACAGCACUCCCUCAAAGACAGCCCUCAAUCCAUGUAGGGACAUCUGAGUAUGCCUCUUUCUAUUGAAAUGUCAAUUCAAUCCCAGCUCUCUCACCACCGUUCCCCUUUGAUUCUUUCUCAAUUGUCUUUUUGCCUUUAGCUCCCACCUAUACAUCUCAUGCUCAGAGAAAAACAAGUUCCUUGGAGGUUGUAUUCUUUAUUCUCCAAGAAUCUGUCUGAAACUUGUACAGCUAGUUCCUGUCCCACAAGUAUUAAGUGGUUUAUUAAGUACAUUAGGCAGAAUGUGCACUUCAUCACCAGGUUCUAGCUCUGGCAAAGGAGUGCUGUCUACAGCAAGAUUUUUGCUUUUAGAAUUUUAUUAAAUACAUCUUUUGGGUUCAUCCAUCUACAAACACUGAUUAAGGGCCCCUGGGGCAACCAAUUGAUCAGAUUACUAAAAGGACUUGGGAAAAAGCAAAAAGGUCCCAUUGUACUGGACUGAGGAUUAGAAGCAAUUGAAAUACAAGCCUGUACCAAGCAAGCAGCCUGGCCCCACACAGGUAUUAGCAAAUAUGUGGUAACCAAGGUUUUAGGCCUUGGCCUUUAGGUUUCCUGUUUUUUUUUUUGUUUUUGUUUUUGUUUUUCUGCAACAGGUUAUUCUUAUCUCACUGGCUUUCACUGAUCAUGUUUAUACCUUCUGGUAGAAGAAAUAAUAUCCAGACAGGGGAUGAUUUGGCUUCAGCAGGCUGCAGGUGUUCAAAGGUUGCCAUGUGGCUGGCAGUGGUUCAAGCCCACAUUUGACACUGCUGCUCUAGAGGAAGAUAAUGAUGGUAACACAGUAAUAAUAAUAAUAAUAACAAAAAUACGAUAAAGUGAAAGAGUAAGGCUUCUUCAGUGUGCUUGCUCAUGGCAUGAAUGCUAUGUGGACAGCCCAAGCCAUACCCAGAAUCACCUUAAUUCCAACUUUUUGAGGUUCAGCAAUUGGAGGUGGCAAUUGGCCUUGCAUUUUAAAGUAUUUUGGGUAAAGGUGAAGUGAAGGAUGUUCGUCUUUAUAAUUUCUGUUUGGCCAUGGCAAAUAUCAUAGUUGAGUAUUUGCUUCAGGAGAGUUCUUUUUACAGUUUUACUUUUCAAUGCUGAGGCAUAUUUCUUUGAGCACUGUGCUUUUAUGUGUCUUUCUACAAAGGGGUUAUUGGUCAGUGGAAGAACAAAGUACACUUAAUAAAAACAUUUUCAACAUACAUUGAGCCUAAACAGCAGUUAAGUUGUCUCUAAAUGAACUAGCAAAAAAAAAAAAAAAAGUGUAGUUUUUGUUUGUAAGGAAGGGGAGGUAUUUCCUGAGAAUGAAUUUUUUUUUUUUUUUUGGAUUACUGUUUUUCUCUCCAUAUACCUUGACUUGGAUUUUGACAGGAGGGAGUCUGGGAAAAUAAUUUUUUCCUCCAAGAUUCUCAGAUCCAGGUUAGGAAAGGAUUCAGCACUACAGCAUACCCCUCUACAACAUACAGCCCUGUCACAUUGAGAUCAUAAUCCCUCCUGUCCCACUCCUCUCUACCAACCCCACCCUACUAGCUAGGUCUUCAGUGUUUUACAUUGAAUACUGGUACAUUUUAAUUAUUUUUUUCUCAUAAAUGGGUUAUUUAUAGAGAUUUUGUUAACUCUUGAGCCAUAUGCAUGUGUAGAUACUGGCAGGGCUAUGUUUGUUUAUGAUGCUCUGCAAACAUUUCAUAUUGGCCAAUAAACAGAAAUAUAUCCAAAAACCUUGUUUAUUCCUCUACUUUCAGAGAACCUGGUGAAUCAUUUUGCUCAUGUGUCUUUUCUCAAUGAGCACAGCAAAAACCGCACCAGCAUGGCACAUGUAUACAUAUGUAACUAACCUGCACAAUGUGCACAUGUACCCUAAAACUUAAAGUAUAAUAAAAAAAAUUAAAAAAAAAAAAGUAAGCCAUAGCCCUUAUUGAACAUCUUCACAUCCAUUCCUGCUGAAAAUAAUGCCCAAAGGUUAGAGAUGGGUAUGAGAGGAGGGAGAGUGGUAAUGGCAGUGGUGGUGGUGUUUUAACUGAACUUCUAAGCUUGUUUUCCAAGAUGUCUUUGAGGACUGCUUUGUGAAAAUUAAGCUGAUAAUCAUGUACAUGUAAAUUUAUGAAAGAAAAAAUUAGAAUUGUCAUGUCAUAGAGUGAAAACUUCGUUUUUACUCUGUGCUCUAUAAAAGCCCAACACCUCUUUAUUGCAAUGUAUGCCUUUCACCUUAAAAGAAAAAUAAAACUGAUUUUAAUCGAAAAAAAAA
Messenger RNA from Gorilla gorilla gorilla (western lowland gorilla), 3798 nucleotides. RefSeq names its product ectodysplasin A2 receptor (gene EDA2R). Bases 205 to 906 code for a protein of 233 amino acids. NCBI's taxonomy places the organism in Eukaryota, Metazoa, Chordata, Mammalia, Primates, Hominidae. Gene Ontology annotation, cellular component: plasma membrane. Gene Ontology annotation, biological process: tumor necrosis factor-mediated signaling pathway; positive regulation of canonical NF-kappaB signal transduction; positive regulation of JNK cascade. Gene Ontology annotation, molecular function: protein binding; tumor necrosis factor receptor activity. The transcript is spliced from 7 exons. The record is from RefSeq and is a predicted model, not a curated record.